Molecule: messenger RNA, 1065 nt
Organism: Blumeria graminis f. sp. triticale
Lineage: Eukaryota; Fungi; Ascomycota; Leotiomycetes; Helotiales; Erysiphaceae
Source: the annotation of a GenBank genome assembly
AGCUGGGUUCUCCAAAUUCUGAACACUGAAAUCAUCGGCCCUCUGAUUCACCCGCCAUGGCUCAAAAGUGAGACACGGUAUAAUAGUGUAAGGCGAGUUACGCACCCUCCCAUUAAUCUCCCUUCUGGCAUCCCUUUCAGAGAUCUAGCAGUCUAUACAGAUGGCGCUCGAUCUGAGAUAGUAGAAUGGUCCAGGACAGACGGUGGAAUAAUUGUCUUUCAAGCUGGCCAGAUGGUUUACCGCGAGAGUCUGUCCCUUGACUCGACGCUGUCUCCUUUCGACACAGAAGUGAACGCCGUGAAAGAAGCCCUCAAAGCUGCGCUUUCCCUACCAACAGCACAUUUCUCGGAAAAUAUUUGGAUACUCACAGAUAACCUGGAGGUAGCUCGCCUUUUAUUUCGGUCCCCAAUUUGCUCCUCACAAGUUGUUUUUCAACAAAUACAGGCCCUCUCCCAAGACUGGCCUCUCCGCACCCGGCUCCCACACAUCCCUCCCGAGAAAGUCAAGGCUUAUUGGAUUCCAAGCCACUCUGAUAUAUUGGGUAACGUUUUCGCCGACGCCUCUGCCCGGGAGGGGCUUUCAGAACCCCCGCCUAUACCUCGUGGGUACGUUUCUUUUGAUACCGCGCAAAAUUGCAUCAAUGUAGAAAUUUCGACGGUUAUGAAAGACUACUGGGACCGACAUGCCCCAGUUUCCUACAUGGAGCUUGCCAUCGACUCAUACUCUCGUCAUCCUAAGGAACUCUCACUAGCUAGACCGUUUCUCUCUAGACUAUACGCUGCCCGCUCAGGACGUGGUGACUUUGCAGAAUACCACCGCCGUUUCAAUCACGAGGGCGCUAACCUUCAUUGUGACUGCGGACAGCUCAAAGCCCCAUUGCACUUCCUAGAGUGCCACCUAAUCACACACAGACCUCCUCGAGCUCCAUUAUCUUCAAGGGACCCAAAGAAAUUUUUGCCAGGAACCUGGGAAGGGGUCCUACAUGUAGCAAAGUGGAUUUCUCUUUCUGAGUUUUACCUAAAGACCUGCCCUAGAAUUCCCAGAGAAGGAAUAAAUAGGUCUUAA